AGGAUGCAGUGUAGACCUGUCCAUUGGCUGGCAGACAUCGGUUCUUUUCCGAAACGGCGACGCAUGAAACCGAGAGGAUAGACACGGUUAAAUCGUACCCAGUCGUGUCGGUUCAUCAUGAGGUUCGGUGAAUUUGCAUGAACGUUCCUUGGACCAAAAGUGAGAAAAUCUAAAAAAAAAGAAGAAAGAAACACGUGGAAUAAUGAGUUGAUACGGUGCUGGAAGAAGGAUCUUGGAUCGACUUUAUGAGCGCAACGUGUUUUCAUUCCUCGACGGUGGACUUGCCGGAUGCAUAAUCGACGUGGCUGUUGCUAUUUAUCCUCUCGUCCAAUGUUGUCGUGACGAUGUGGACGAUUCUACUCCUCGCGUUCUCAACAUGGUCUUCGUCAUGGGGUCAGGUGAUCAACAGAGCACCGCACUUCGUGCAAGGCGGAGACAUGGCCAGGUUGGCCGUGUCAGAGAGUACUCCACCCGGUGCACCCGUUUACACGCUCAAAGGAGAAGAUCCAGAGGGAUCUAGAUUGCAUUACUCCAUCAGUGGGGAGUACUUCACCGUGAACAGGGACAGCGGUGUCGUCGUUCUGAGAAAGGCGUUGGACAGGGAGACGCAAGACCUGAUCGAAGUGAUCAUCAGCAUAACGGACGAAGGUAUCGCUGGAUCUGAGCCCAACACGGUGUCCCUUCGUCGCGAGAUAGCUGUGUUGGAUGAAAACGAUAACCCGCCCGUGUACGUUGGCAGACCUUACGCAGCCAGGGUGCCAGAAAGUGCGCACGUAGGUGGCCUGUUAGUUCCUUCUGGCACGAUCAUAAUCACCGAUCGCGACGGUGGCGUAAACGCGGAUGUUCACGUGGAAUGUGUCCCUGGGUCGCGGGACGAUGAUGUCUGCGAGGUUUUCAAUGUUUCCACGGAAAAGUUGGCAGAGGGAAAAUAUGACGUGCAGAUUACCCUAAUGAAACCACUCGAUUACGAGAGAAGAAAUUCAUACUUGAUCAAUCUCCUGGCGGUUGAUGGUGCUAACGACGUGACGAAGAGAUUGCAAGCCAGAGCAACCGUGGCCGUGGACGUUCUCGAUGUCCAGGAUCAGCCACCCGUAUUCCUGAACGCUCCGUAUAGCGCCGCGCUUCCAGAAAACACAGCGGUUGGUCACACGAUCCUGACAGUGAGGGCACGCGACGGCGACACAGGGGAGCCUAGAGCCCUGCUGCUGACCCUGAAAGACGACGACUCAGGGCACUUCAACCUGGAGGUGUCACGCGAAGGAGACGUGACCGUUGGCAAAAUUGUCACCACCAACGCGUCCCUAGACAGAGAAGACCCCAGGAUCCUGCAGAACGGCGGAAUUUACACGUUCCAAGUGAAAGCCACGGAGCUCAUCAACAACGAGAUACCUGCUGACACGGCGACCUCAAUCGUCACCAUCGUUGUCACGGAUGUCGAUGACCUGGCGCCUGUUUUCAACGAGAAGUAUUUCAGCAUUAAGAUUUCGGAGGACAUUGGACGGGACACGCCUUUGCCAGGACUCAACAUGAUUGUGAGCGACGGCGACGUAGGCGAGAACGCGAAGUAUAAUCUGGCCUUGAGAGACGUGCCAGAAUAUCCUGAAAUCAGCAAAGCGUUUACCGUCAAUCCCGAAGAAGCUCAAGGUCGAGUGCCAGUUGUGGUUAAGGCCAGGAACGUAAGCGUGCUGGACUACGACGUGGACGAUCCAGCGAUGAGGCAGUUUGACUUCGAAGUCGUUGCCAUCGUUGCGAAAGAAGUGGUAGCUACAAGCAAGGUUCACAUUGAACUGAUGGAUGCAAACGACCAUAGUCCAGAGUUUUCUCAAGCGGUGUACAAGCUCUCGGUGCCAGAGGACGCUGAAGUAGGCACCUCUUUUGGCGACGUCUUCGCCAGAGACUACGAUAGCGGUUCCUUCGGCGAGCUGACCUAUACUCUGCGUGGCUUCGGGGCUGACAAGUUUAAAACCAAUCCCAAAACUGGAGGAAUCACCGUAACUAAGGCUCUGGAUUACGAAGCCCAGAAGUCGUACUCGUUGACGAUGGAGGCGAAGGAUGGCGGAGGAAAGGUGUCCGCCGUGAACAUUUUGAUAGAACUUGAAGACGUCAACGACAACGCUCCAACCUUCGAGCAGAACGAAUACACGAGGACGGUUCGCGAGGAAGCGACCAGCUUCGAUCCUCAGAUGUUCGUCAGAGCUACGGAUGUCGAUGGUCCCAUGCAGGGGAAUGGGAAAGUGACGUACUCCAUCAUCGCACACAACAGUAUGACGAACGGUGUUUUUAAGAUAAACUCAGAUACUGGGGAAAUAACAAUGGCGACGCCAGUGAGUUCAGGAGACACGGAAAGGGGCACCUACGAGCUGGUGAUCCGAGCUACGGACGCCGGCACGCCGCCAUUGUCCUCGGAGGCAAAACUCCUCGUCAGAGUGGGUGUGCCUGGAAACCAGAAGCCUAUUUUCCGCGGAAACCAUAAGUCCAAUUUACCAGGUCCCAGCAGUUAUCGAGCUAGACUGCUGGAGAACGCUUCCCCUGGGACGGAGGUCAUCAGGGUCGUGGCCAACGAUCCUGAUGGAAGGGACAACUUGUUGCAGUAUCACAUCGCUUCUGGGGCUAAGGACAAUUUUGUCAUAGACCCUAGCUCUGGUGUCAUCACAGUUUCUCCUGAUGCUCGUCUGGAUCUGGAGUCUGGUGGUGAUAAGUACGAGGUGAUAGUCUACGCUAUCGACUCUGGCACACCUGUCAAGGAAACAGCUACCACCACUGUCACAGUGAACAUGAUCGAUGUUAACAAUAAACCACCUGUGUUCAACGAAUCAACGUACCUAGUCUACGUAUCGGAGAGAGCUGCAAUUGGUGAACCUGUCCUGAAAGUAAUAGCAACCGAUCCAGACUGGGACGCCAACUUGGAGUACUCUCUGGUGGAACCCAUAAGAGCCGUCGAUAAGACUGGCGUUGCUUUCAAGAACGCGGCUCCCUACGACUACAAGUCAGCGUUUCGCAUAAACUCCACCACCGGAUUGAUAACAGUGAACCGCGUGUUGGAUUACCAAGUGGCUGCCGUGAUAAUCCUCACGGUCCAAGUGCAGGAUCUGAACGCUGUCGUUGAUAAAGAGAAGCAAAUCACGAAAGUCGAGGUGACGGUGUACAUCCAGGCCUACAGCGACGACAAUCCGACCUUCUCGAAUACUGGCUGGUCACCCAACAAUCCAACGAUCAGGAUCACAGUGCCCGAGGAGCAACCACUUGGAACAACCUUGCUGAUGUUAUCAGCCAAGGAGCCUGCUACAGGAUAUCUCGUUCAAAGAUUCGAGCUGGUGAGGGACGAUGACGACGAGGGAUACGUCAACGUUGGUGUGCAGAGUGGAAACGUUGUUUUGAGCAAGAGGCUGGAUUACGAAGCUCUCAAUCAAAAGUUCAUUCGUUUCAAAGUGCGAGCUCUAGCUUCAGACUACGAAAUAACUCGCAAGAUGUCUGAGGCGAACGUGAUCGUCGAAGUCCAAGACACCAACGACAAUAGUCCAACCUUCGCCCAGAAAGACUAUAAAAUUUCAGUGCUAGAGUCAGAGAAGCCUGCGAAGAUCGUGCUGAACGUGAAGGCUGUCGACAUGGACAGUUCCAACACAGAGCAGGAGGUCAAGAGAGGAUUCGGUGAAGUUAGGUAUUCCUUGACUGGUGAAAACGCCAAUUUGUUCGAGGUGGAACCGAUAACUGGCAAUAUUCAGAUUGCUCCAAACACGACACUCGACAGAGAGAAACAAUCAGUUCUACGCUUCUACGUCGUUGCGUCAGACAUGCCUCAGGGUGGCGCUGAGCAGAGGAGUACCAGAGCUCUGGUGACAGUCGACGUUCUAGAUGUCAACGACAAUGCCCCAACCUUCCAGCAGGAAUCCUACACGGCUGUGAUACCUGAGAACGCUACCCCAGGUGUCAGUGUGGUAAACAUCACUGCCACAGACCCCGACGAAGGCGACGGAGGGGUCAUUCACUUCGAAAUCAUCGACGAGGGUGAAGCAAACGGGUUAUUCAACAUAAACCACACAACGGGGGAGAUCUAUUCCGCCCGUGCACUGACAGGAAAGGGUAGAACGGAGCCGUACAUAAUGCGAAUUAGGGCCCAAGAUGGCGGCGAGCCAGAGCUGUACACGGACGUGAUUUUGACGCUGUACAUCGGCGACGUAGUCAGUAACGACGGCGUUCCUCUUUUUAUCAGGCCCACUCUCGAAGAGGUGGCCCACAUAGCCGAGAAUUCAACCAUUGGCAGCCCAGUGUUCCAAGUCGUGGCUUCAGACCCUGAUGACCCCAACCUACCAAACGGGAAGAUCACCUUCAAGUUCUUAGAAGAUGGGAACUUCGGGAAAGACGCAAGCGCGUUUAGGAUAAACAGCGAGACUGGCCUGAUCACCACGAGGAAGUUGCUGGAUAGAGAAGCAAAGGACAGCUACACGUUGAUAUUGGUAGCUCAGGAUCUAGGAAAUCCUCCUCAGCAGGCAACCAGAGUGCUUCAAGUCAUCGUAAACGACAUCGACGAUCACAAGCCUCACUUCAGGAGGACUUUGGACAGCCCUCCGAUAGAAUUAACCAUCGUAGAAGAGAAACCAGUGGGGACCAAGGUCGGUGUGAUCGAAGCGAUCGACGAGGACAUCGGCGAGAACGGUAUGAUCGACUACUCCAUCGUCUACGGGAACGAGGCUGGCUUGUUCGUCGUGGAACGGCUCGAGAACAACUCAGCCGUGAUAAAAUCAAACGGUCGUCUGGAUCGCGAAUCCAUAGAUCAUCACUUGCUCACCGUGAAGUGUUUCCCUUAUUCCUCCAAGAAGGCUGACGUCGUUCCCAAACCGUAUAACCGACAAGAUCCUUCGGAGAGGCAGAUUCUCAUCAAAGUUUUGGACAUCGACGACAACAAGCCCAAGUUCAAGAAAGAAAACGUCACUUUGGGUGUUCGAUUGAACGUCCCGAUAGAUACCAGUCUGAUAACUCUGGAGGCCACCGACGCAGACUCGGACGCUCUUCCUAUCAACUACAGCAUGGGUAAAGCAUCGUUCGCGUCUCUGGUCGAUCCCUCGAUGUCGAAACGCGAGAUUCCCUCGCACCUGGCCUUGAAUCCUCAGACUGGCGAGUUGAGAACCACUGGGUCCAUGUCAGGCUACGCUGACGGCUACAUGGAGAUCAUAGUGACUGCCAACAACUCCGUGAUACCCGGAAGAGAGACGAACAUCACCCUAAGGGUUUUCCUACUGCGAGACAGGGACAUGCUGAAGUUCGUAUUCUCCAAGCCACCCGUCGAAGUCAGGCAAACCUUGGAGGAUUUCGAGAAAGCUGUUCAGCAGGCUCUGUCGUUGCCUAUCAGCGUCAACGUCUACGACACGCAGUUUUAUUCGAAGGAGGACAACUCGCUGGAUUUCUCCUCGACCAGCUCGUGCUUCCAAAUGGUUGGCAAAGAGGCGUACGAUCUGGACGAAAUGAAGGCUCUUCUUAUCGACCAGAGGAACGAAGAGCUGAAGAAGGUUUACAGGAUGUAUCACGUCGAGAAGGUCCAGCACUGCGCGGCUACCGUCGCUCGUGCUGACGCUUCCAUGACGCAAAUGUGGGUGCUAGCUAUCGCGGUGCUUGUGGGAGUCGCUACCAUAGUUUGCAGCUGUACUCUUUGCUGUAUGCAUGCUAAGUACAAACGACAGGUGAAACACGCUCGUUUACGUGAUCAACCACGACCACCACUGAGCUACGUGUCUUCUGGCCCAGGAAUGGUGAGCGCCACGUCGCACACGACUCUGGGACCAGGGACUAUGGUCUCUCUAGGGCCUCACGAAGGUCCUUACGAAUGGGGAGCAGAUACGACCCUGUACCAUCCAAGUACUCUUGGAUCUAGGACGUAAAGGAAACGUAUCAGUUCAUUCGAGUAUUCGAAUCUACUAGAUAAUUACUUUGAUCUGGAAGAAGCUAGAAGGUUCAUCGUAGAAGUAUUAAGGAGCUUGAAGUCGUGCAAUGGCCAUCGAGACCGGUGACAUUUAUUGUUAGGAAAGUAAAAUUGUGGGACGUUUCAGUCGAGUAAUUAAUAAUGAACAAUUUUCAAUGGAUAGAGCAAAUGGCUGGAACGUCAUCGACGGACUGUAUUAUAAAUGUUCGAAGUGACACAUGCAGUGUCAUCGUGCAACAUAGUCGACGAAUGGUGCUAUAAUGUAAGAUUGAAAUGUUCGUGCCAAGAUACGGCAAGGUGAAAUGCAAAGGCAUUUUUUUUUUUUUUUAGAAUAAGUGGACUAACUCGCGUGAAUUGUAUAUUUCUUGGACUGUACACUAAUUCUACUCACAAACGCGUUAUCAUAGAUACGUGAUCAUAGAUAUAUGCGUGGUUCCAUUGUAAUAUACGUAGCAACUAAGGACGAAAUAAAUCUGUACAUUUGUUUAUAACGGA
Hylaeus volcanicus is the source of this 6409-nucleotide messenger RNA. It is a transcript of the gene Cad74A, whose product is annotated as cadherin-23. Lineage: Eukaryota; Metazoa; Arthropoda; Insecta; Hymenoptera; Colletidae. Gene Ontology annotation, biological process: homophilic cell-cell adhesion. Gene Ontology annotation, cellular component: plasma membrane. Gene Ontology annotation, molecular function: calcium ion binding. The coding region runs from base 345 to 5873 and encodes 1842 amino acids. The record is from RefSeq and is a predicted model, not a curated record. The transcript is spliced from 15 exons.